CGUGCUACGCUGCUGCCCUGCCAAAACAUUGCUUCAUUCUCUACUAAUUAAUCAGAGCUUCAUUUGUUUUGAUAUUUGCUCAAAUAAAUAUACGAGAAUUUAUCAUGUUUUGAUAUUAAAUCCAAUGAAAGACUUUUCUUCGAGUACUGAGAUAUAGCAGACGAAAUAAUUAUUCUAAUUUAGUGUUAACAUUAGACGAGAGUAAACUGUUUAUCUUUCUUGUGAAUAGUGAAAGCAUUUGUUUUCACACCCCAUGAUAUUAUUAUCAUUCCUGCGACCUUACCUGGUCUCCCCGACUUUCCACAAGCUACAAAAACAGCGGUUGUGCCAAAUAAAUUCGUAACUAGAUAAUAAGUAAACAGUAGUAAGAAGCAUGAAGCCGAGCAGCAUGGGCGGUCGCGGGAUGCCGCACUCUUUGUUAAUGGCCUCCGCGCUAAUCCUGUCAUUAGCCGGCGCCUGUUACUGUGAGCUGACUUUAUCUUCUAAAGACGAGAUUAAAACAGUAUCAAGUUCCCUAGCUCCACCGACUUCACCACUUAAAAAGCUUUACGCGAAACCAUUAGAGACUACAGUGGCCUCGACGACUGCAUCUUCAACUACAAAGAGUAGCUUAAAAAUAACAAAAGCGUACGCUCCGACGGAGAACCCGGCGACCGCGCGCCAUUCAACUAUUAAAGUGUACACAAGCACAAAGGGGGUAGUGAAAAGUGCAAGAAGGCAAAAGUUAAACACUAGUUCUAGUGCCCUCGGCGCCGCGCAUUCACCAGCGAGGCUUCAAGAGCGCCUGGGGGCGAUAGAUUGCGAUCUGGCCGUGCUGCCGCGCGAGUCACGCCUCUGGCGCGGCAACGAGACGCAUGAGCUCAAUCUGCCGGUCACGAUGGCGGAGGAGUGCGCGGGGAGCGGCGGCGGUGGCGGCGGGGGCGCGGCGCCUGCUGCGGCCGACGAGGAGUGCCCCCCGGUCAUCGUGUCGUGGGAGGGCUCUGCCGAUAUUCAGAGCGGAGACAUCCUUAUCGUCCGGAUCGCGGACUCCUUGCUACUCGACACCUUUGGCCAGGUCGACGUCAAGAAUGGCACUCCUGAGGCGAACGUUUCACACGGCGAUGGGGAAAGGAUACAUCGCACGCUGCUGCAGCCAGCCGUGUACCAAGUGACGCGCCAGGGCCACGAGCACUGCGAUGUCUCCGACGGCAUGCUGCUGGACAUCACUCCUCUCGACGAGCGCGGAGCCAAGCUUUUCACGCUGUAUGACAAAGAUCUAACGGAAGGCGUUAAUUUACUCAUAGUUGUUUCUGAAAACUGGAAAUCUCAAUGUGUGCGACUAAAAGUAACGGUGAAGUCGGAUAAUUGUGGUGAGUCUCAAGACUGCUCCGGAAAGGGUGUGUGUUACACUAACGUGUCAAUGGAAGGGUACGAGUGUCAGUGCUGCCCGGGGUACGUGGGCCCGCACUGCGAGGAGCGCGACGCGUGCAAUCCGUCUCCGUGCCUCAAUAACGGCAUAUGUGUCGACCUCACGCAACCUCUCAACGGCGCCAACUACCGCUGUCUCUGCCCUUAUGGUUUUACGGGCAGAAAAUGUGAGCGGGACCCGUGUUACUCAUCGCCAUGUUUGAACGGUGGCUCGUGCAUGAGUAUGGCAAUGAAUGGCUCGACAACUUUCCACUGCGCGUGCGCGGACGGCUGGACAGGCGCGCACUGCGAGCUUUCUAUAACCGGCGGCGCCUGCGCCUCCAAUCCUUGCGUCAAGGGUAUCUGUAUCGAGCACACCGAUAAUGACGCUGACGGACAAGAUUAUCGCUGUUUCUGCCAGCCUGGUUAUACGGGCGAUCGGUGCGAGUUGGAGUAUAAUGAAUGCGAGUCGUCGCCGUGUGCCAACGGGGGUACCUGCAUCGACCGCGUCGGCGGGUUCGCAUGCUCUUGCGGGCGCGGCUACUCCGGCAACACGUGCCAGCUCAAGGUGGACCUGUGUGCUCCGAGUCCGUGCCCCGCGCACCGCAUCUGCCUGGACCGCGGCAACAACUACGCGUGCGAGUGUCCCAUGGGCUUCGUGGGAGACGAGUGCCACAUCCCUACAAGAUCUGCAUGUGACAACAAUCCCUGCGCGCACGGCGGUACGUGUUGGAGUGGGAUCGAGUCUUUCUACUGCUCCUGCCGACCGGGGUAUACUGGCAAACUAUGUGAAGAGGACUUCAUCCUCGAAUCCGUGGUGGGCAGUGAAGGUGGUAUGGACAUAGAGCCUCGCCGGGGCCGGUUGGAGAGCACCGGCGGUGGGUCUGUGCGUGAAGUGCGCAUGCCUCUGGGCUUGUACCACGAUCGUCUGCAUAACGUGUACAUAGCUGCUGGCACGCUCGGCGCAGCCAUCGCUAUUGUUGGCGUCGUGGUGACGGCGUGCCACUGCCGCGUGAACAAGACGUACUCGCGGCUGCUGUCGCGGCUGUCGCGCGUGGCGGAGCCGGGCCCGCCGCACCACUGGCUGCAGGACAAGCGCGCGCCCCCCGCCGCCACGCCCUUCCCGCCCCCCUCCAACACCCUCGACACCACCGACAUGUACUACACCCUCGACUUCAGCGACAGUCAGAGCUCGCCUCUCAUCCAAUAGCAAUCAUUCCAGAACUGCUCCGAAGGGGAACGGUUCAAAAUACAGAUCUAAGUAGAAUAGGCGAUGAGCCCUGUCCCACCUUUGUGCGCUUCGACUCUCCGUAACAGUCCUGCGUUACUUCGCAUAUUUUAAAAUCCAUUUCGGACAAUUAAAUAAAAUGCAUUGCAUUUAAUGUGCCAUUAUAGAAAGUAAAAUAUUUAUCAUAUCUAUUUUGGAAUGUGAAAGUGUUGUUAGCGAUUACCUUUUUUUCAAUAAACAAAGUUUUACGCCAAAGUAUAAUAAUUGCGUGGGAGAUACCGUAACUAUCAGCAAGGUGAAGCCAUUAACUCGUGGCCUCGAGACGCAAAAAUACGUACCUAUAGUUUAUGAUUAUAGCCGUAGUAAAUUAUGUAGUGUCCCGCUGUCAUGAGAAAAUUUCAAUAUUCAAUAAUUUAUUUGAAUUUUUGUAAUGAUGUAUCAAGUACCUACUAAUUUUUAAACGUUUAGAUGAUAUCAAAUAAUAUACCAUUUUAGAUCAAAUUGUACUUUUUAUAAGUUAUCUUAUUAAUUCAAUCAAAGUUUUAAAACAAGAAAUCUAGGUUUUCCGCGUAACUACUAUUAUAUGGCUAAUAUAGCUGUAAGUAUACGUAAUUCUAUACUAAGUGGGCGUGAUCUUAUUAAAAUGUUUUAGAAUUUAUUGUAUUACCGUUCUAGUAUUUUAUAAGCAGGCUUCUGCAGGUAUUAAGCUAAUAUGCUUUAUCACAGACAUAAUUUUCAAUAGUUUUUUGGAUCUAUAUUAUUAUAUUAAUGUAUGAUUACUCAAGCAAUAGUUUCUGCAGUUAUUUAAAUAGAUAGGCUUUCGUAGAAUGAAAUAUAUGAUCAUUUAUUGACUAGCUCGAACAUUUGGAUUUCUUUAUAUUCACACUAAGUGCCUGUCGGAACGUUGGAGACGCUUUACAUUUAUCUACGAUUUUGUUUCAUUUCAAGAUAUCACAAAUAAUUAAAACUGAAUCAAUGAAUGUGUUUGUGGUUGUUGAGGCUAUGAAUAUUCGACUGAUCUUCAGCUUAGAUGUUUCACAAACCUUUUCUCUAGCUUGCUUUCCGUGUCUGUGCAGAGUAUCUAGAAAUGUUUUUUGACUUCGUGCUUUAUGUUUACAAGGGCAAAUAAGGUCCUUUUUAUUAAAGUCAUCUAAGUAAAAAAGGAAGUAAGAGACACUAUUUAAGUAGUAAGUUGCUAUAGUUGCCUGAGUGUAAGUUAUUGCUCUUAUCUCAUCGGAUUUUUAAGUAACGUAUCUAGUCUUACUUCAAGUCUUUGUCUUGACGCUUUCGUAAACUUUGAAGCUUUUAAAUGUACAGAAUAAUAUAAUUACAAAUUGUUAACGUAAAAUAUUAAGAUUAAUUAAAUGUAACUAUUGAAGUUGCAA
Molecule: messenger RNA, 3999 nt
Organism: Helicoverpa zea (corn earworm)
Lineage: Eukaryota; Metazoa; Arthropoda; Insecta; Lepidoptera; Noctuidae
Gene: wry
Product: delta and Notch-like epidermal growth factor-related receptor
Exons: 12
Coding region: 374-2596 (740 amino acids)
Biological process (GO): heterophilic cell-cell adhesion; establishment or maintenance of epithelial cell apical/basal polarity
Cellular component (GO): plasma membrane; protein-containing complex
Molecular function (GO): calcium ion binding
Source: RefSeq, a predicted model, not a curated record